AUGUCCUCAUAUGAAAUGGGCCUGAGCUACUCCAAGGCUCGCCCUAGAGUGACCAAAGUUGCACCUUUGCAAAACAAGGAAGAAGAGACUCCCUUGGUUGGCCCCAUGGACUUCACAGUCAAUCAGACUCUGCAAGGAAAGAGUUCACCUUUGUUGGCAAGGCCACAGGACCAGAGCAAAACUCUGGAAGGGCAGCUACCACCUCUGCGGGAAACCCGGUAUGGAAGAUACUUUGCAGCAUCCAGAACCAUGUAUUUUGACAUCCCUCUGGAACAAGGAGAAACAAGUAUUAUUAAGAGGCAUCCACCUCAAAGACUUCAAAAGCUUGAACCCAUGGACUUGCCACAAGUAAUUACUUCCAAAAGGCUUCAGAGCCAGAGAGAAGCCGGGAUGGUGCACAGAGCACAGGAACUGGAAAAGAAAAUGCAAACUCCAAUGUAUACUUCUGGGAAAAGGCAAUAUUUGCAUAAGAUGAAAAUGCUGGAAAUGAACCGUAAAAGACAAGAGGCCCAAAUGGAGUUGAAGAAAACUCUUCCCAAGGAGAUGAGAAUUAAUAAGCAAAACCUGAGGGACCAUAAAGCCAAGAAAAUCCUUGAAGGCAUCCCAAGGAAUAAUGACCAUGACCUUCUAACCAUGUUGCUUAAUGAAACCUUGACUAGAAAUCCAGGAAAUUCUCAGAAUGCAGAAUUUUUGGAACACCACACAGUGAAUGACCACUGUCCCCAGAAAGUUGGCAAAAUGGAGACAUGGCUGUGUGAACAAGAGGCCCGGGGACAGCUUUCCUGGAACGGCUCUAGCUCUGACUCUGAUGAGUUGGGGACAGAUGAGAAGAGACCACGAGCACUGGUGAGGACCAGGACAGAAAGAAUCCCACGUUAUGAUGCGUUUUUUGAUCAAGAAUAA
This is a messenger RNA of Otolemur garnettii (small-eared galago), 903 nucleotides long. RefSeq names its product coiled-coil domain containing 198 (gene CCDC198). The coding region runs from base 1 to 903 and encodes 300 amino acids. Lineage: Eukaryota; Metazoa; Chordata; Mammalia; Primates; Galagidae. The record is from RefSeq and is a predicted model, not a curated record. The transcript has 6 exons.